AUGUCUUCACCACGCACACCGAAGCCGAAAGAGGAUGCACAAGCCGUGUUUCAAGUGCUGAAGGCGGGUGGCAUUGCUAUUCUCCCGAUGAAUGUCGGCUACGGAAUCGUCGCAAUUGACCCGGAUGCACUGAAACGUAUAGUCAAUGUGAAACAGCGCCAAUCUCAGAAGCGAAAUGGAAUGAUCGGCAGCUACUCUCUGCAUCAAGAAAUUCAUGUUCUUCCCCCGCAACAAGCUGGUAUAGUCAAACUUUUGACUGUCGAUUUGAGCAUACCUCUGGGCGUUAUUGCGCCAUAUCGCCCCGAUCAUCCCAUUAUUCGAAAACUCCCACCAGAUGUGUUAGCACAAAGCGUUGUCGAGGAUACUCUUGCAAUGUUGAUAAGCGGAAACACCUUGGUAGAGGAAUUAUCCCGACUUGCUGCUAUAGAGGAACUGCCUCUAUUGGGAUCAUCGGCGAAUCUCACGGGCAAGGGAGCAAAGGGAGUGGUGGAGGACAUAGAGCCUGAAGUCUUCAAGGCCGCGGACAUAGUUGUUGACUACGGAAGACAGAAGUUCCAGUUCCCACGAGCCUCUUCUACUAUGGUUGAUUUCAGAACAAUGAGAAUAGUGCGUUACGGGGCUUGUUGCGAUGUGGUGAGGGACGUUCUUCGCCGCUUUUGUAAUAUUAAUGUCCCCGAUGACCCUACAACGUUGGUUCCUUGA
This is a messenger RNA of Penicillium bovifimosum, 702 nucleotides long. RefSeq lists its product as uncharacterized. NCBI's taxonomy places the organism in Eukaryota, Fungi, Ascomycota, Eurotiomycetes, Eurotiales, Aspergillaceae. Bases 1 to 702 code for a protein of 233 amino acids. Gene Ontology annotation, cellular component: cytoplasm. The transcript has a single exon. Gene Ontology annotation, biological process: regulation of translational fidelity. Gene Ontology annotation, molecular function: nucleotidyltransferase activity; double-stranded RNA binding; tRNA binding. The record is from RefSeq and is a predicted model, not a curated record.